This is a messenger RNA of Populus euphratica (Euphrates poplar), 800 nucleotides long. RefSeq names its product profilin-3. Bases 102 to 497 code for a protein of 131 amino acids. Lineage: Eukaryota; Viridiplantae; Streptophyta; Magnoliopsida; Malpighiales; Salicaceae. Gene Ontology annotation, molecular function: actin monomer binding. Gene Ontology annotation, cellular component: cell cortex. The record is from RefSeq and is a predicted model, not a curated record. The transcript is spliced from 3 exons.
CUAUGAACAAAAGAAUUUCAAAACAGAAGCCAAGAACAAGAGAGAAAUUCGAAUGAAACACCUUAAAGAAUAAGUCAACGGUAGAGAUUUGCUGAUCGAAGAUGUCGUGGCAAACAUACGUUGAUGAUCAUCUGAUGUGCGAAAUCGAGGGCAACCAUCUGACGGCUGCCGCCAUUAUUGGCCAUGAUGGCAGUGUGUGGGCCCAGAGCGCCACCUUCCCCCAGUUUAAGCCUGAGGAGAUAUCUGCCAUCAUGAAGGAUUUUGAUGAACCUGGAUCUCUUGCCCCAACUGGGCUGCACCUUGGUGGCACAAAGUACAUGGUGAUCCAGGGAGAGCCUGGAGCUGUGAUCCGUGGAAAGAAGGGUUCCGGUGGCGUCACUGUGAAGAAAACCUCCCAAGCUCUUGUUAUUGGUCUUUAUGAUGAGCCAUUGACUCCAGGACAGUGUAACAUGAUAGUUGAGAGGUUGGGUGAUUAUCUCACUGAUCAGGGCCUGUAGGGGCCAACGUUGUGGCUUCAGGAUGCAGUUUUUUGCCUCUGGCCAUGAACUAGCAUGCAUUGAUGAUCUUGCUCUGCGAAAUAAUGGCUUGGGGACAGAGACGAUGAUUUAUAUUUUUUAUCAUAGGGUCACUCAAUUUUCUUCUUGAUUUCUUUUCUUAAUUUAUGCUUGAGAGUUUGAAUUCCAGUUGGGUUUGUUUUCUAUUCGAAGAAGUUUGAUAUCACAUCAUAUAAUGGCUGCCUUCAUGUAAUUUGGAUGGCUUAAAGCAGUUAAUCUACAGGAAUACCGAGUCCAUAUGCAGGA